GCCAGCCAGGAGUAUGACGCAGGCAGCCCCGGGCCCGCGUGUAUCCAGCCGUCAGGAGUGGACAUCGGGAGCCCACAGAGCGAGGACUGUCUCUUCCUCAACAUCUUCCUCCCGGCAAACGACACCCAGUGGACAACACCAAAGAAAGUCUUGGUCUACAUACACGGCGGCGCGCUCAUCAUGGGAGCUGCCAACGAGAACAUCCCCGGCUCCCUGGUCACGAAGGAGGACAUCAUAGUCGUCACCAUCAACUACCGCCUGGCGUGGCUCGGCUGUCUAAAGGGGAACAACAGCGGCCUGGCGGGAAACCAGGGGUUCAAGGACCAGGUUAUGGCCCUUCGCUGGGUCCACGACAACAUCGCGGCGUUCGGCGGUGACCCGUCUGACGUCACAGUGGCCGGCGAGUCGUCUGGGGCGGACAGUGUGUCGCUGCUGUGUGUUGUACCCGAGACUGCCUCGCUCUUCUCUCAGGGGAUCUUAAUGAGCGGUGGUCACUUCAUCAGCCAGUCCACCCCAGGCUCAUCAGACAUCCUUGUGAACCAGCUGCUCAUGCUCCUCCCCGAGUGCUGGCCUGCGGAAAUUCCCGAAUCCAAAAGAACAAUGGAGAGGACGCUCUCGGAAGCAGAGAUUGAUGCGGUCUUGACCUGCCUGAGGUCACUUCCGGAGGACAAGUUCAAAUUGGCAGCGGGAACCGUGUAUUAUGGGCAACAGGUUGCGAUUGACGGCGAGUAUUUCGAGGCAGCUAUCCCAGAGAUGGUCCGGGACGAAGAGCUCUUGAAGAGAACCAAGUUUUUAAACAAAAAUUUUCUCGUCUCACUUACCAACAACGAGGGAGCCUUGUUUUCUCAUGGAAUCUUUGCAUACUUCAAACAUGAACCGGGUGUGGGGCUGGGCCAGGUGGAGGCGGUAAAAAUGCUGGGCCUCAGCCCCGCCCUGUACGACCGCAUCCUGCGCUGGUACACCGACACAGGGGACUACAACUUCAACCCCGUCUACUCCAUGUUCUCAGACUCCGUCUUCACCAAGGAGGCCUUUGCCUUUCUGCAGGCACACAACAGGUUCCCUUCAGGGAACGGAACCUCUCGAUUUUUGAUGUUUAACCAUAAUGUGACGUACCUGGAGCCCUACUACCAGGGCACUCCGCACGCCUUCGACAUCCCCUACCUGUUCGACAUGGGCCCGGACCACAUCCUCAACGCCUACUACGGGCUCCAGACGGGGAAGAACUUUACCCAGGAAGACGAGGAGUUGAAGAAAACCUACAUGAAGAUGAUCGGGGAUUUUGUCAGAACAGG
This is a messenger RNA of Aplysia californica (California sea hare), 1295 nucleotides long. RefSeq names its product acylcarnitine hydrolase. NCBI's taxonomy places the organism in Eukaryota, Metazoa, Mollusca, Gastropoda, Aplysiida, Aplysiidae. The record is from RefSeq and is a predicted model, not a curated record.